Fulvia fulva is the source of this 741-nucleotide messenger RNA. RefSeq names its product Copper homeostasis protein CutC. The record is from RefSeq and is a predicted model, not a curated record. The transcript has 3 exons. Gene Ontology annotation, molecular function: copper ion binding. The coding region runs from base 1 to 741 and encodes 246 amino acids. NCBI's taxonomy places the organism in Eukaryota, Fungi, Ascomycota, Dothideomycetes, Mycosphaerellales, Mycosphaerellaceae.
AUGGCUGACCAGCUGGAGAUAUGCUGUUUCAACCUCGAGAGCGCAUUGAUAGCAGCACGAGAAGGAGCCCACCGUAUCGAGCUUUGCCAACACCCUGAAUUGCAAGGCACCACACCGCCGAGAGAAUGGUUGAUAGCAAUCAAGGAUGAAUAUCCAGAGAUCCCAGUGUUCAUCAUGAUCCGCCCAAGAGGUCGCAACUUCGUCUACGGCCCAAGCGAGAUUCAGCAGAUGAAGGAUUGCAUCGAGUCAUUCAAAGACAUUGCAGACGGCUUCGUCACCGGCUGCUUAACUGAGAUGAAGGAAGUCGACAUCCCCAAAACGACAGAACUGGUCCAGGCGGCUGCGCCUCUACCUUGCACUUUCCACAAAGCUUUCGAUGAGAUAUAUUUCCACCAUCGGGCCCUCGAAGAUGUCAUCUCAACAGGCUGUUCAGCGCUUCUUACCUCAGGAGGGGAAAAGACGGCUGCAGAAGCCACUGACUCGUUGAAAACGCUUGUGGCGAGGGCGAUAGGCCGAAUCGACAUCAUUGCUGCAGGAGGUAUUCGUGCCGACAAUGUCGAUCUCAUCAAGGACUACAGUGAAGCGCAAUGGAUUCACUCAUCGGCCAUUCGCGAGGGCUCCUCGAUCGCGGACGCCGAUGAAAUCAAGGCGAUGCUUAAGGUCGUUGAUCCGAUGGGUCAAGGGGAGAGGGACAUGGCGGCGAUGGAGAGGGACCUGCUGACAUUCCCUAAGAAGGAGUGA